GAUGUAUCGGAUGAACCAGGCGACUGCAGCGUCAAGUACCAGAAAGUCGGUUGCUACAAUGAAAACAGCGGCGACAGAUUGCUGACUAAACAAGUUUUCAGUAUGCGGGACGAAAUAGACUGGACACCCGGGAAAUGGGAGAACUUUCUGAAAAAGCAAGUGUUUAUGUUAAUAUUUAAUUGAAGCUAGCUUUGAACCGUCUCUACCGUCUUAUAGCUAACUGUGCGCACCGAGACAAAGAUACAGAAACAUUGAAUUUGUAAACGAGCUCAGUACAUAUUUUUCUUUCAAUGAGGUCGUUUACGUUAGCUAAUGUUUCAGACAACAUUUCUCUUACGUUUGUUGCGUUUUAGCUAGGCCAGUUGCACGAGCCUAUAUAUACCACUUAGCACCCCUAGCAGUUGUCGCUUCGAAUAUAAGACAUUGACUCUAUUCUUGUGAACAGCAUUUGUGCAACAGGAACGUUGUGAGAUCUGGAUAUUCGAGGGCAGGUUGUAAUAGGCUAUAGUUCGACUUGUGUUGAAACAUGUGAUGUUCCUCACCCUUUAGCAUCUAUUCCAUUCUAUUUUGAAAUUCCACAUUCAAAUCACCAUUUUACAAAUCUUUCAUUUUACAUUCGCUUCUUUUUCUUACUUAUAAAAAAUUCCAAGCUAUACCAAUCAACACAUAUGAAAAAUUGUAUAACAAUCAAUAUUUAAUAGUACAGCAAAUAGACGGAAGCCUAUUCCAUUCGUACAAUUUUUUUUCGGCACAACUUAUACUGAGUCCGGCUUUUCUAUCCCAGAUUAGCCUGUCGCUGUGCAAAGGAAACUCGUGCUUUUGGGUACAGCCACUUUGGGCUUCAGUUCUUUGCAGAGUGUUGGAGUGAUGCCCAGGCAAAAGAGAGGUAUAACCGAUACGGAAAAUCAAGUGUCUGCACUGGAUUCGAGUACAAGACAUGCAAUGAUAAAGAUGAGAACGAAUGUGUUGGGGGCGGAAAUAAAAACUACGUGUACGAGAUAGUGGAGGAAGGUAAAGAAAGCAAAAUCCUAAAAAAAUUAGGUUAUAACAAAACGAAAUGGAACAACAAGACACGUCACCACCUAGAUAUUGGUACUGCCUCUGAUUGGUCGCACCGCUUGAGAAUUUGCUUUAUCCAAUCAGAAGCAAUACCCAGAUUUGGGUAGUGAGGCGUCAUCAGUAUGGAAUUUUUGCGCUUGUUUCUCUGAAGUUAUUUCAAGGGAAACCUGUGGUGACGUCGCGAAAUUUCGACUGUUUUUUUCAGGCUUAGAACACUUAAAAUAGUGAAAACAACGUAAAAUGGUAUAUGUUAUGGUUCGAUUACGUGUACUAAUAGAGAGCUUAAGAUUUGAGGACGAUCUGGAUUUCACUUGAAGUUUUUUCGCGCAUUCUCGAAAAUUAUAUAUUCAAGCCUGGAAGCUUCAUUGUACUAUCUCUGACCCGAAAGUUUUUUUAAUUGGAGAUGGCUUAACCCUUUCCCGAUCGAAAUAUGAUUAAUUAUUAUAAUUUGGUAACUUGUUCCCGCCACUGCGACAUUCACUUCUCGCUAAAAGUCGAAGUAGAAUGACGACGGAUAUGACGUUUUCCCGCCAAAAUGACGUUGGCUCACGCAAGAGCGCUACUUCGUACCGAGAAAAUCUCGUACUCGUAGUCAUCCUCGUCUCAGAAUCUGAAGCUGUCUAAUAUUUUACAAUCUGUUGCAUUGUUGCAGAGGACGGAAGCGCAAGUGGAGUUGGACCUAAUUCAUAACUGACGAGAGACAAUACUCUUUUUCAAAUGCAUGUAGAAAAGCAGUUUUAAAUAAAGGGAUGAGUACAACGGCUAUAACUUCUUGACUGGUUAUUUUGGAAUUUUGCAAUAUUAACAGUUAAUGUAGAGCUAAUACACAUUAUUAAAAACUGAAUCAUUGGAUAGUGCAAUUCUAGCAUUUUGAUUGGCUUAGCCGUUAUGGUAUAUGAGCUAUUAUACCAUGUUCUCCAUAUAUGGUCGGUGUACGCGUCAGUUUAAAAUUGGAAGCUAGCUGAGAUUUUUUUUCGCGAAGGAUAGAACGGCGCCCGAAGCAAAUCGUUUUAAUUCAUUUCUUAGAAUACUAGAAAUGCAAUUUCAUCGAAAGAAAAAAGACAAAAACAAACAAAAAAGCCACAAGAGCUUGUUUGAAAGUUUGUCGAAAAACACAUGAAAACACAUGGAACUAAAGUACCUUGACCAGCUACGAAAGAAGACAAGUGUUGUUUCUUCAUGAUCGCGAAGCCAUUCGCCGAUCUAGUCCCUUGCCGAUAGAUAACUGCGGCUUGUUUAUCCGACAUCAACAAUAUAAAUCACAAGUAACCAGCUACAAAUACAGGCUAUGCAGCCAUUCACUAGAGCAAUCGAGGCGGCAGUAUAGCUCCUUUUCUCGUUCAGCAAAACCAGCUUGUGGCUUCAAACAACUUCAUAACAAGCGACCGAGGUAAUAGUUUUUCUCCGUUGUUCUUACUGGUUAACUGCACCGAAAAUCCAAAUUCACAGUAAUUUCGACGGCUGUCACUUAAAAAUUCUUUUCCUUCACAUUAUCUGCCAGGUUUUUUAGCUGUUCUGCUGUGUAAAAUCCUAGAAUCCCGAUGAGUUUUUAAAAAACUAAUGUUCAUCGCUACAAUGUUUUGCUUUUUCAUUCAUGCAGUCCAGGCGAGUCCGUUCGCACGUUGACAGUUUUGAUAGACGUGUGACAUGCCCCUUGUCUUUUCCGGUUUGUUCUAGUCGGGGAGAUUCAACGAGAUUUUGUGGGCGUUUUUAAUAAAACAAUUAUUCCACUCGCGCUUGUUGGAUAUGAGAUGAUUAUAGCCAACUCGGCGCUACGCACCUCGUUGGCUAUCUAUCAUCUCAUAUCCAACGCGCCCUCGUGGAAUAAUUAUUAAAUAUCCAGCUUCUAUUGUUGUUUCCAGUUGUGGCCGCUGUACGUCUCCAAGACUAUCCUCAAUCAAACCAACUCAAUUAACCAGCUUUACAGUCAACCUAUAAGCGAUUUCUUCAUAGCUGCGAAACCGCCCUCACUAGAGUUAACAACGACAUUCUGCUUGCCAUUUAUAAUCAUCGCUGGCUGUGUUUUAGGUGUCCUGCCUCUUGACAUUUCUGCUACUUUUGACACUGUCAAUCACGAUCGAUUUCUCUUUAUACUCUACCCUGGGUUCUUAGUCUGCGGUACUGCCAUUGACAGGUUUCGCUCAAACCGCACACAAUUUACCUUAAUGGCUGGGAAAAAAAUUACAAUCUCGCGAGCUCAAAUGUGACGUGCCUCAAGGCUCUGUCCUCAGAGCACCACUGGCUGACGUUCUGCGUUAUGAUAACAUGCAAUUUCAUGUCUUCGUUGAUUAUACACAAUUAUACAUCUACUUUUUACGAAACUUUCUCCCUGGAAUUAGCCAUUACCAUUGCUAAAAUUCAGGAUUGCUCGUCAGAUCUUAAUAAGUGAAUGUCUCACCAAACUGAAAAGCAAAAGAAUAACACAAAAAAGUGGACAAAGUUAAGUUGUAUAUUCCCAGUCAAGAUAGCUUGAUUGGCUUUAGACUGCGAGCAAGCUUUCUUGGGUGCUCUGGGGCGGGGGACGGAAGUAGAUGCUUCCCGACAGAGCUUGCUCGCAGGCUAGUUUGGCUUGUACCAACUUGUAUCAACUUGUAUCAACUUCAUAAUCGAAUGACUAUUUUUAUUGAGACAAUUAAAUUUAACAUUUGUUCAAAUCAACAAAAUGUGCUUAUUUUGAUUAGGAAAGGGAAUUCAGGAGUUUGUUUUUUGAGGUUAAGCCGAACGCAGUUGGUCGCCAUAGAAACGUUUUUCAAGGAAAUUGAAAAGAAAUUAAUUGAUAGAAAUAAAUCCUGUAUCCUACUCCUUCCGUGAGGUUGAGGUACACAUUAAAAAACUUGUUUUUUUCCUGACAUAUUUUUAGUGAUUCAAUUUUCUUAGACUUUUUGGUUGAAAUCAGUGCUAACCAGCUGCCCAAUUGGAAAGGUGUACCGAAAAAAGGAUAAAAAAGUUAAUGUAGUUUUAUAAUUAGGUUGAGUAUGAUCGUCCGGGUGAACGUAGUCCUGAAUCGAACUGUUGUCGACAGUGACUGAUGUUUCGACAACCUGUGCGGUGGUCAUCUUUGACUCUAAAGAUGACUACAGCAAAGGUUAUCAAAAGUCAGUCACUGUAAACACGGGACCACGCUCAUCCAGACGAUCAUACUCAACCUACUUAUGAAAUGGCGCCUGGGUUCAAACCUUUCAGAGUUUUAAUUUAGGGUGGACAAAAAAAAAAAAAAAAAUAGUAGAAAUGAGAACAAAUUUGAAAGUAAAGAAAAGCUUAGCCAGAAUCAAACAAAAAUUGUUAGGCCUGUCUUUCGGCCUUCUCGAAGUGCUGGUUAUUGCCAAAUUGAUAUCCGUAAUCUGCGUAUUGCUAAUUGCUCAUCAAUAGAUACAAAUAGCCAUGUGCGCCACACGUGAAUUGUUAUGAUAAUUUCUUCACUUUACAGUUAAAUUAAAAACUAUUAAGAAUUGAACAAAUAUGAAUUAAUGUUCUACAGAAACUGAGAUUUCCCCUUAGUUAGUCUCUUUCCUAAGAUAGUUAAAGGCCUAGCAAGGUAAGUGCGUUAAAUCGUGGGUUUUAAACUUGUUGAUCCUUCUUUGUUUUAGCGUAAUAAUAGUUAAAAGGCUUGUACUUCAGCUUAUAGUUAUUUUCCCCAUUUUAGCCUCAAAAGAAACAAAUCUUCUCGAUUUUGCGAUUCACUUCGGUCGAAAAUAACCAUUUCAACUGAAAGUUCACGAGUAUUAUUUAAUCAUUGAAGUUUUUUUUUGGUCAUAAAUUUAUAUCAGUAAUCGCGACCUUUUGGGUUGACACUCGCAACCAAAAAAACUGAAAUGAAUAAAAAAGACGCAGUCAAGAUUUCUUAUAAUUGAUCUCAGGUUGUCUGGAAACCGGAUGAGAAUCUGCUCUGUACAACUAGUCAAAUUAUCAUUUAUUAUGGACUUUGAAGAAAUUUUACGGUUUGUAGUGAGGAGUAAAAUAGUAAACAUUAAGUGCAGUGUUCGUGUAUUGCAGCUGAGAAGUAUUUAAAAAUUUGUAAAAGUGAGACGCAACCGAAUAUAGGCCGUGACUUACGUACUGGCUAUCGGUUUGUGUCAGUUAUUGCUUCUUACGUACUGGCUAUCGGUUUGUGUCAGUUAUUGCUUCUUACGUACUGGCUAUCGGUUUGUGUCAGUUAUUGCUUCUGAGGUGAAUCGCUGGUCUUGCACCUCUCACAAAAAGAUGUUGACUGCUGUGAAAAAGAGCCUCUGAAGAAACAUUUUUAAAAUUAAGUCCCAAGAAGGAAAUCGUUAAUGGAACGUUCGAUAGAGUUUUUGUUUCUGGCCAACAUGAGCUUACAUGUUGGGAAUGUGCUUAACGUAAGCGGUACGCCUGUUGCUUAGAUCUACUUCCUCACCCGAGGUCUUCGAUAGAUGAUGUUAAACUUGUGCAUGGCAUUUAAACUCCAUCUUUAUAAAAUUGCAUCCUAAUUGCGACAUCUCAACGUAAAUUCAGCAGAAAUCAUAUUUUUCGAUGCUUUCUUCCACCUUCAUGCGUAGUCAAAAGCCGUAUUCGUCAGCUUUGUAACAUGAAGACGAGCAUGGUGACGCGCUCUUUUAAUUACGUUUUUAUCAUCUUCUUGACUCGUUUCAUCAGUGUAUCAAGUUUGUUUGAAUUUACUAAGUUUCAAAACUGUUCGGUAAAGAGUGAGGGAUAGGAAAGCCUCCCUCAUGGAACUUUGAUUCUCUUAGGGUUGGUUUCCAGAAUCGCGUAAUUUUUACGUGCGUAGUCGUGCGUAAAAUUUACGUUCGUAAAUAAAAUAGAGGCAAUGCAUGAAAGGUCUCUCGUAAGGGUAAAAGUUGAACCUCGCUCGACUGCUCGUUUAAGCUCCGCACUUUUGAUCUUGCAAUUGCCUCUAUUUUAUUUACGUGAUUAAAAUUUACGUGCGUUAACGUGCGUAGCCAGAAACGCGUCAGCGUUAGCCUGCGUAGCAAGCGUUUCCUCGCGAGGUUCGUCUAGAAAACUGGGACAAGAGCAAAAAAAAAAUGAAUGACGGGGGAGGGGGAGGGGAAUGAAGGAACCGCUUGCCCGCAAACCCCACGAUUUUGAAAAACUGCGUUCGCCCACGAACGCAGCUUCUGAUUGGCGCGGUGCGGGUAGUGUUGAUUACUUAUCAUUGGAAACAUCAAUCAAACCAGGUAUGCUUUGUUUUCGUGCGUCACAGAUCUGGUCUCAUCUGAUUUGUGAUCGCAGAUUACAAAUGCUUUGGACUGAUAUUUAUUUGAAUCGUGUUUGUGCGAAGGUUUAUGAGAUCAGAGUCUUCAAAGUACAAUUGGAGAUCGAGCAGUGGAGACUAGGGAAGGCCAAUUUAUUGAGAAUGACGUCGUGCGGAUCUGACUGGAAAAAAUGGACUGUUUGUUGGAGAUAACAUCAACAUAAAUCAAAACAUCGGUACUCGACACUACUAGCCAAAGUCCCCAUGGACAAGCGGUUUGUCAGCUUUUUGAAAUGAAAAGAUUCUUUUUGUUUAUUGGAAAUUUAUUGGCAUCUAUUGUAGAGAACGUCUCGACAAAGGCUGAAGAGCAGCCGCUCUGCAAAACUUAUACCCGGCGGAGUGAAUUGUUCCGGACAAAUCACUUUUGACGUGUCGAGAGGGUUUCAGACGAGAUAAAGCCACACAAUAAAAAACAAGAAAUUCCGCAGCAAUCAAGCAAUCAUUCAUAUUUUUAACUUUCUUUUAUCGUAAAUCUUUUUUAUUACAGUUGUUGCAAUCGCCUGCAACGUGUUCUAUUAGAGAACAAAGUAAUUCUACAAAUCUGGUAAUCCAGGGGUAAUCUGUUCGUUAUGUUUCUAUUUUGACGAGCUGUCAAUUUACAAAUGAACCGAACCGUGAAAUACCAAGAGGCGUUUUACAGAAUCGUGGGGUUUGCGGGCAAGCGUUUCCUCUUCUCCCCUCCCCCUUCCCCUUCAACCGUUUUUUUGCUUCCGCUCUAACUUUCGCGCAAUAACUCGAUUGGAAACGCUUGCUACGCAGGCUACGUCAGCGUAAAUCACCUUUAUUCUCUUAUUAACUCGGGAACGUAAAACCGAGAAGCUACCCAUUCAAUACAUAACAUUUUAAAUUCAACAACAAGUGAAAACUUAGUUUUUUUUUUCAAGUUUAAUUCAAGUAACUUUACAAUGCACAAUUUAAAAUACGGUCUUGACGCCAUCCUUUCGCCAGUAUUUCCAAGACAAAUGCGUUGGAACAGAACGACUACUCAAAGUGUCUUUGAUUGUUUUCAGUUCUCUUUUCAGAAACCAGCCAUAAUGAAGUUUCUUUUCAUCUUAAUGGUUGUCUUUAUUGCACCACCAAUUUCAGGUAUUAUCCAUUGUAGCCAACAUGUCGUUAGUUAGUAAACCAAGCGAAAAGAUGAUGGGGUGAUAAAAUUGUGACUGCUUUUUUUGGUGGAGAUGGCUGUUUCUGUGAAAGGUUUGAACCCAGGAGUCAUUGCAUAAAUGGGUGAAGCAUGAUCGUCCGGGUGAUCGUAGUCCUGAAAAGGAGUGUUGUUGACAGUGACUGCCGUCUCGACAACCUGUGCGGUGUCGCCGACAGAGUUAAAGUGAGUCGUUUCACUUCCUUUGAUGGUAUUAAACUCUGGUUAUUGACCUGAUUGGUCAAUUAGGUCACGAUGUUAUUGGUCGUCUGUCAGUUAAGCUUUGAUGUUAUUAGCUACAAAGACUUCAUACUGUCAGUUCUAAUGUUAACUUCCCUUCUGAAGUCUCCAAGUAUAGAUAGUUUACACUCAUGUGAUCAACAACUGUGGAAAUGUCUUGGAACAAAGAAGUUUUAAUAAGGGGAACGGGAGCUGAGAACGAGAAAGGGGAGCGCGGGAAAAUGAAUAGAAUAGAAUAGAAUAAUUUAUUUAAUGUCGAAGCCCUGAGAAUUGAAAAAUGGGAACAAAACAAAGAAUUGGAAUGAGGUUACUGAUAGGGCUGGGGUUUAAGUUAGGUUUUAUUUCCAUUUUUCAUUUUCCUGUUCCCUGUGCUGGUCUGGAGUCCCCCGCUCCCCGUUCCCUGUUUAGUAACAUCCUUCGUACAACGGAGCUGGCCUUGUAUUUCGCUCGUCUCAAGUGGGCUCUCAAGGAAAUAUCACAAAAAAAAAUUGCUAAUGAUAAAUUCAACGAUAAAAGAAGAAUCCAUUUCACUCUAAAAUCAUUCUUUAGUUGACUUUCUUGAGUAAGAAACCAAGCGCUCCCUGCUAUUACAUCUUGCCUAGACGCUCACACAAUUGCCUUCUUUAGAAUCAGCAACUGGUCAGCAAAGCACAUGUGAGCAAUCGUACUACAAGCUAGGAUGUUAUCAGGACAGACGAUGGAUAAGGGCCAUGUCUGAACUUCUUAUUAAUGACAGGGACCCUACAUCAGCCAAGUACGGAAUGCCAGUUGAUUGGCACAACUGGAACGACUACCUCCAGAGGUUUGUAACAUCUUGUCAUUGGUACCAGACAUCAGUUUAUAGAGACUGGUAUAAUGCCGAUUUUUCUAUUCUGUGGUGAACGUAUAAUAGCGAGGUUAAAAAACUUGAGAUAUCGUCAAUACCAUAACAGUACAUCAAGUACUUUGGUGACAACUCCUGUUCAUAACGAUUUAAAAGUGUCUAUAAAACAUAAUAAUUAAGCUUUUUGGAAAGAAAACCAAUUCUUCUUUUCAGAUUUUGAAUAUCUCUCUCUCUUUUUUUAAGCUGAUAAAUAUAUUGUUCUUUUAUGACAUAACCUAGCCUUGCUUGUCGCUGUGCCCAGGCAGCCUUGAAUCAUAGUUACAUUAUGUUUGGUCUCCAAAAUUACGGAGAAUGCUGGUCAGGAUCAGAUGCAUGUGAUCAAUACUCACGACAUGGAGAUUCAAAACUGUGUAUUGGUAAUAAUUACACCAUGUGUGAUUUAAACGAUGAUAGUGAAUGCAUUGGAAAGGGUAAUGCCAACUUUGUAUACCUGUUACUUGAAGGUAAGCCUUUAAAAACUCUUGGU
Molecule: messenger RNA, 9022 nt
Organism: Porites lobata
Lineage: Eukaryota; Metazoa; Cnidaria; Anthozoa; Scleractinia; Poritidae
Source: the annotation of a GenBank genome assembly